AUGCCAAGCCUAAUCGCUCGCCUCGCAACCGCCGAGGCCAGCCUGGGCAUCCAGCUCGCGCUGCUCGUGCUGCACGCGCUGCUCUGGCACGUCAUCACGACGUGGGCGGCGAAGCGCAUCGCGCCGUGGUGCCAGGCGCAGCCCUGGAUCGAGCGCUUCCGCGCGCGCGCGGGCGCGACGCUGCGGCGGGGCUACGGCAUCCAAUUUAAAGACGAGGACGACAUGUUCGCGCUCGUGACGUUGGUGGCGGCGAUCCUGUGCGUGCACCUCACGGGCGGGCUGCUCUGCGUGCCCGCGUUACUGGCCAAGCGUCCUUCAUCAUUAGUUGUGGCGCUGGCGGCGCACGGUUCAUUGGUAGAGGCCGGCUGGGAGCUCUCGGACGUUUUUAUAAGGGUCACGGGCGUGCUUGGAAUGAGGGGCCCGCGGGGCCGCGCCGAGAACCCGCACGGCCUCGUGUUGUUGUUGCUGUGCCACCACGCCGUCGCCGUGACCAUGGUCGUGCCGAUGAACGCGAAUGCGAUGCUUCGAACGGAUCGCGACUACCACGAGCUGUCGUUUUUGUUGCAGGCGGCGGCGUUCGUCGCCGGCUUCUCCCAGCUUUAUGGGUUUACGCUCGACUGCGACACUGAGCAGGGUCUGCGGCGCAUGCGCCUGUCGGUGUUCUUUUCGUGGUUCUCGGCGGUGUGGUCGCGGGGCUACCGGUAUCUCAUCGUGGCGUGGCGUUUGUGGCGCCGCGUCUGCGCCACGCAGUCGACGACCAUGGCGCUCGGCGGCGCCGUAGGCCUCGCGGGCAUGACGCUCUUCAAUCUAGCCAUAAAUAUAGACACGACGCGGAAGCUCGUCAAGUUCAUCAACGUGCGGUCGAACGCCGGCGCCCAGGACGUCUUCGACGGGGCAAGUAAGAAAACAAGGUAGUUAACACAAUCGCUCCCGCGCGGCGGCCUCGAACUCGAGGGAUCGCAGGUGGAGCCGGCACGCGUGGAGGUCGCGCGUGAGGCGGCGAGCCUUUUCUGGAUCGGUGGCUUUUGCGAGGGCCUUUACCAGGUCCGCCUCCCGCCGGGCGACGGCGGCGCGGCGCCCGUCGAUUGUCGUCUCUGGUUUGCGGUGCCGCGAGCCCUUCACGAGCGCGCGGACGCCGGCGGCGACCUCUUCGAGGCCGCGCCGCUGGAGCUGCAGCUCGCGAUCAAUGGCGGCAACGAGCGCCGCGCGGCCGGGCGACGACGGCGCGGUCGAUGACUCCUCGGUGGCACCGGCAAGCAAGCGCUGGAGCGCCGCGAGGUCGUCUCGUGGUGGCGUCCGCGCCGGCAGCGUCCGCGCCGCCGACGUCUGCAUCGCCGCGGCGGGCGAUCGGGGUGGUGUUCGCGAGCGGGGCGGCGUUCGCGGAGGUGAGCGCGGCGGCGUGCGCUGGGCCUCCUUUGCGAGUGCGUAUUCGCGAGCGGACUCG
Molecule: messenger RNA, 1444 nt
Organism: Pelagomonas calceolata
Lineage: Eukaryota; Pelagophyceae; Pelagomonadales; Pelagomonadaceae
Source: the annotation of a GenBank genome assembly